AUGGCGGCGUCUGGCGAUGAAGGGAGGAGCUCACUGGGGCGGGAGUGCUCAUCGAAGCAGGGCCGGCCGAAGCCGCGCCCAGGAGUGCUCGUUAGGGCGGCCUGCGGGCUCCGGGAGGCCGAGCCAGGGCGGGGAGCCCUGCGGCCGGUGGCGGCGCGAGAAGGGGUCGGCGCGGGCCGGGUGGACGGCGGCGUUGUGGGGUCGGGGUGGGGUUGGGAGGCCGGGGCGGGGUCGGGUGGACGGCGGCGCAGCGAGGAGGGGCGGAGAGGGUCGGGGCGAGGGACGGGGAGGGGCACGGGCGGCGGCAGGCGGCGGGGAGCGGUGCGGGUGGAGCGGCGGCGCAGCGUGGGGGCGGCGGGGAGCACCGCAGCGUCGGGGGCGCGAUGGGGAAUGAGUGGAGGGGUGGAUGAGCUGGUCCGUCCAUUUGUGCACAAGAUUCUUGUAGUUAUCGAGCCACUUUUGAUUGAUGAGGAUUACUACGCUCGUGCUGAGGGCAGGGAGAUUAUCUCAAAUCUUAGCAAAGCUGCCGGUCUUGCUACUAUGAUUGCCGCUAUGAGACCGGAUAUUGAUAACAUUGACGAGUAUGUGAGGAAUACAACUACUAGGGCAUUCAGUGUGGUGGCUUCUGCUUUGGGUAUCCCCGCCCUCCUCCCAUUCUUGAAGGCUGUUUGUCAGAGUAAGAAGUCCUGGCAAGCUCGACACACUGGUAUCAAGAUUGUUCAGCAGAUUGCUAUUCUCAUGGGCUGUGCUGUUCUGCCUCACCUUAAGAACCUAGUUGAGAUUAUUGAGCAUGGUCUAACUGAUGAGAACCAGAAAGUGCGGACAAUCACUGCUCUCUCUCUUGCUGCACUUGCUGAAGCUGCUGCGCCCUAUGGUAUAGAAAGUUUUGAUAGUGUGUUGAGGCCUCUCUGGAAGGGUACCAGAUCUCACAGUGGAAAGGUCCAUGCUGCCUUCUUGAAGGCUAUUGGUUUCAUCAUCCCUCUUAUGGAUGCUGAGUAUGCCAGUUUCUACACGAAGGGUGUGAUGCCAGUCUUAAUCAGAGAAUUCAAGUCCCCGGAUGAAGAGAUGAAGAAGAUUGUCCUGAAGGUUGUGAAGCAGUGUGUCAGUACAGAGGGUGUACAGGCUGAUUAUAUCCGGAGUCAGUGUGUCAUCAGCACACAGUGUUUAGAUCCUGAUUGUAUCCGGAGUCACAGAGUCCUUUCAGCGUUCUUCAAACACUUCUGGGUUAGGAGAAUGGCUCUAGAUCGUAGGAACUAUAAGCAACUUGUGGAAACAACAGUAGAGAUGGCAAACAAGGUGGGAGUUCCUGAUAUCGUCGGGAAGAUUGUUGAGGAUCUGAAAGAUGAAAGUGAGCCUUACAGGAGAAUGGUGAUGGAAACAAUUGAGAAGGUGGUGGCCAACUUGGGUACCUCGGAUAUUGAUCCUCGUCUGGAGGAGCUGCUUAUUGAUGGCAUCCUGUAUGCUUUCCAGGAGCAGACAAGUGAUGAUGCAAAUGUCAUGCUUAAUGGCUUUGGAGCUGUUGUGAAUGCGCUUGGCCAGAGGGUCAAGCCUUACCUUCCGCAGAUAUGUGGUACCAUCAAGUGGCGGUUGAACAACAAGAGUGCAAAAGUUAGGCAACAAGCUGCUGAUCUGAUCUCAAGGAUAGCUAUUGUGAUGAAGCAGUGCCAGGAGGAACAGCUUAUGGGUCACCUGGGUGUUGUGCUAUAUGAGUACUUGGGGGAGGAGUAUCCUGAGGUGCUGGGUUCAAUUCUCGGAGCGUUGAAGGCUAUCGUGAAUGUAAUUGGCAUGACUAAGAUGACGCCUCCAAUCAAGGAUCUUCUUCCUCGUCUGACCCCCAUAUUGAAAAAUAGGCAUGAGAAGGUCCAAGAGAACUGCAUUGAUCUAGUUGGUAGGAUAGCUGAUCGCGGAGCAGAAUUCGUACCAGCUCGGGAGUGGAUGAGGAUUUGUUUUGAGCUGCUGGAAAUGUUGAAGGCUCACAAGAAGGGUAUCAGAAGAGCCACUGUGAACACAUUUGGUUAUAUUGCCAAGGCAAUCGGGCCUCAGGAUGUGUUGGCCACUCUGUUGAAUAACUUGAAGGUGCAGGAGCGACAGAACCGUGUUUGCACGACUGUAGCAAUUGCUAUUGUUGCUGAAACUUGCUCACCUUUCACAGUUUUGCCUGCCCUCAUGAAUGAGUACCGGGUUCCGGAGCUCAAUGUCCAAAAUGGUGUUUUGAAAUCUCUCUCUUUCCUCUUUGAGUAUAUUGGUGAGAUGGGCAAAGAUUACAUAUAUGCGGUCGCUCCCUUGCUUGAAGAUGCACUGAUGGACAGGGAUCUGGUUCACAGGCAGACUGCUGCGUCUGCUAUCAAGCAUAUGGCUCUAGGAGUUGCAGGCUUGGGUUGUGAGGAUGCUCUUGUCCAUUUGCUCAACUAUGUCUGGCCCAACAUAUUUGAGACAUCUCCCCAUCUCAUAAAUGCCGUCAUGGAAGCUAUCGAGGGAAUGCGAGUUGCUCUAGGCGCAGCCGUGGUUCUGAAUUAUUGCCUUCAAGGCGUCUUCCAUCCAGCAAGGAAAGUACGUGAAGUAUACUGGAAGAUCUACAACUCGCUGUAUAUUGGCGCACAGGAUGCACUUGUGGCUUCUUAUCCUGCACUAGGCGAUCUUGGAAACAACGACAUCUUCAGCCGUCCAGAGCUAACCAUGUUCGUGUGAUCAAUCAACGUGAGUCUCUCUUAUUUCUUAAUUGUUAAUAUGUGCAGUGGCUAUUGAAAUAUA
Messenger RNA from Triticum urartu, 2751 nucleotides. NCBI's taxonomy places the organism in Eukaryota, Viridiplantae, Streptophyta, Magnoliopsida, Poales, Poaceae. The record is from RefSeq and is a predicted model, not a curated record.